Mytilus californianus (California mussel) is the source of this 1904-nucleotide messenger RNA. Its product is annotated as toll-like receptor 4. The record is from RefSeq and is a predicted model, not a curated record. Bases 135 to 1250 code for a protein of 371 amino acids. Gene Ontology annotation, molecular function: transmembrane signaling receptor activity. Gene Ontology annotation, cellular component: membrane. NCBI's taxonomy places the organism in Eukaryota, Metazoa, Mollusca, Bivalvia, Mytilida, Mytilidae. Gene Ontology annotation, biological process: immune response; toll-like receptor signaling pathway; inflammatory response. The transcript has 2 exons.
CCAAUGCUGGUAAAGUGGAUUUCUUAAAUCUAGCUGGUAAUAAAUUCAUAGAUUGUCUUGGACAUUUCCAAGGACUGUCACAUUUACAAACACUUGACAUAUCGGAUUUUAAUUGUAGUGAGCUUGAUCUAAAAAUGAUCAGUUUUAUGCCAUAUUUGAAAACAAUGAUAAGCAGAAGAACACAUUUAAAUGUCGGAUUGCAAAAUGAUGUAAAUGAUGAAUUUUUAAAACAAUUAUUUGAGGUGAAACAUAUUGACUUCUCAGACAAUGGGUUUGUUACAUUCAAUCAAAACAUGUUUGUAUCGCAGUACCGUUCACUCAUUUCAUUAGAAUUAUCAAAAAACAAAUUUUCCAGAUUCCCAAUUCAAAUCAGCAAAUUUUCAACUUUGAUGAAAUUAAGUGUAGUGCAAAAUCGGAUUGCUUAUCUACAGAAAUCUGAUAUGAAUCAACUGGAGAACUACCUACGUAAGAAUAAUGUUAAAUUUGAGCUUCUCUUUAAUGGCAAUCGUUUCGUUUGCAAUUGUGAUUCGAUAGAUUUUCUGAGAUGGCUACAGGAAACAAAAGUGGCUUUAGAUAAAAACCGCAACUACUCGUGUGUGUAUAUUGAUAACAGCCAGAAAAAUACAGUUUAUGCAUACAAACAUCUUGAAUUCAUUGAAAGUAAAUGUCUCAGUAAGAUAUGGCUUACCAUAACCAUAAUUGUUGUGGUGGUUUUUCUUUUCAUUUUCACAGCAAGUGUGUGUCAUAGCAUACAACGCCGGAAGUACCGCCAUUACACAGCACUGGAAGGAGAUUCUAAAGAGUACAAGUAUAAUGCAUUCGUUGCUUAUUGUAAUAAAGAUGAAGAAUGGGUUUGUGGGUCUCUCGUUAAUUAUUUGGAAAAGAAAAAUGGUUUGGCGUUAUGUUUACACGAUAGAGAUUUUGCAGCUGGGAAGCUUAUUAUGGAUUAUAUCAUAGACGCCAUUUUUGAAAGCAAAAAAGUAGUUCUUGUUAUCAGUGAAGAAUUCUUGAAAAGUUCAUGGUGCGAGUUCGAACUUGAAAUGGCGAGAAUGAAAAUGUUUCAAGACAACAGAGAUAUGUUGGUCGUUGUCCUGUUGGACAAACUUUCUUCGUCACAAAUGCCAAUUUCCUUACAGAGAAUUUGGAACAAAGUGACAUGUUUAGAAGUUGACGAAACAAUCUGUACAAAUCAAAAUGACAAUUUUGAACAUUUAUUCUGGAAGAGAUUAUAUGAAGCAGUCGUGAUGUAAAUGGAAAUUUAAAAGUUAAUCAAUUCUACUCAUUACACGAAAAAAACAAAACAUUUGCGAUGUUGUGCAUUCCUAAAGCAAUGUAUGGACAAGUGUCUAUAAAACAUAUCAAGCUCUUAAUCACACUAAAACAUUGUCGAUGAAGAAUUAUCGUCAAGUUUCUGUAAUUAUUUAUUUAAAUUUAUUUGUUACAAUGUAGACAUGUAUCAGUUUACAAUGAGUGAAUGUAUGUCUAUGACACACGGCGUUCCCAUCCUGAACAUCAUAUGAAUAUUUCAUUUCCGGAAUACACUUGAAACAUCUAUAUAAAACAAGUGAGGACACAGAUACAUAUUGUCAGUGGUGCAAAGGUGGAUACAAACGCAUAAAUGUCUACACUGCAAAUGUAUAUGUGACAAAAUAAGUUAAUUUUUAGUAAAAGAAAAUGUACUGUGGUCAUGAAACAGACAUACUACUUCUAAUAGGUUUUUGUCGUUAUGAAUAAACAAGGGCAUUUGACAACAGGCAAAACCUUUAUAUUCAAACUACUGGAUAGCCAUUGUCGUUUAACACCUAAUGUUCCUUUUAGUUGGAAAGGAAAAGACAUACCCUGAAUGAAUUAUUAUCUUACUUCCUAUACAUUUCUAGGAAUAUCAUUGGUUAAAAGCGAACAGA